Messenger RNA from Funneliformis mosseae, 180 nucleotides. Lineage: Eukaryota; Fungi; Glomeromycota; Glomeromycetes; Glomerales; Glomeraceae. The record is from the annotation of a GenBank genome assembly.
AUGUUUGUUGAUUACUAUAUGGUGGAUAUGGUGUUUAUUACUGUUAUGAACGUUCUCAUAUUGAUGAGAAGCAUCGUUUAUAGUUUCGAUCCUGUCGUUGCUGUUCGUCGCGGAUUUGAUGCUAAUGAUUGUGAUAACGUCGGUGAUGCUUUAGGCUUACCAGAAUUCUUGGUAAAAUAG